Molecule: messenger RNA, 510 nt
Organism: Capsicum annuum
Lineage: Eukaryota; Viridiplantae; Streptophyta; Magnoliopsida; Solanales; Solanaceae
Exons: 1
Coding region: 1-510 (169 amino acids)
Molecular function (GO): RNA-DNA hybrid ribonuclease activity; nucleic acid binding
Source: RefSeq, a predicted model, not a curated record
AUGUUCUUCGAUGCAGCAGCAAACUUUAAAGGAGUCAAAAUUCGAGCAGUCCUAGUUUCAGAAACAGGUCAACAUUAUCCGAUCUCGGCAAAGAUUAGGUUGCCUUGCACGAAUAAUAUAGCAAAAUAUGUGGUUUGGAUUCUUGGACUUAGGAUGGAAGUAGACAUGGACCUCAAAGAGCUUUUCGUGAUAGGAGAUUCAGAUUUGUUGAUCCAUCAGGUGCAGCGAGAAUUGACCACCAAGAAUGUCAAAAUUCUUCCUUAUGUGCAAUGUGUUAAGGAGUUAAUUAAAAGGUUCACGAAGAUUGAAUUCAUACACGUCUCUUGGAUUCAAAAUGAGUUUGCUGAUGCCUUGGUGACAACAUGUUCAAUGAUCCAGCAUCCCGAUAAGAAUUACAUCAAUCCCAUCGUAGUGGAAAUACAUGAUCAACAAACAUACUGUUUCCAUGUAGAUGAAGAGCCAGAUGGAAAGCCGUGGUACUAUGAUAUCAAGAGGUUACUCAAAGCAUGA